AUGUUUUCAGUCUGCGCUUGUUGUCGUUAGUGGGUGUUUCGGAGCUCGCGCAUUUUGCAUGGUCCAGUCGACGAAGCAGGUACUAUUGUUUGCCUCAUUGAGAUACAGAUACAAUUACUCGUACGCCGGCUGAUCCUGCGUCCCCCGAACGUUCGUUGAACUUCGUCUUUUGUUAAACACCACUAGUGGCAGCAACAAAAUAAAUAUAAACAAGAAAAUAAUACAAAUAUAAAUAAAAUUCGUACAUGAAAUAGCGGGCAAAAAUGCUUACCGGCAAGCUCAAGCUUCCACUGUUGUUUACUAGUGUAAGUAAGCGAGCGUGUGUGUGUGGUGUUGCUUGUAGGUGUGUGUAUAUAAGUGUAAGCGGAAGUCAUCGCAUCGGCCGUUGUUGUGCUGUAACGGAAGUAUGUUAUUAGUGCGACGGAAAAUUGUAUUUACUUAAUAUGUACUCCAAAAAUGUUGAAACUCACAAGUUGUGGCACAAAAGUAAAUCAAAUUAAUUCAAAUUUAUGGCAAAAAUAAAAAUCUGCAUACGAGGGCGCUUAACUUGCAGAUGUGUGAGUGUGUAUGUGUGCGUUGUACGGCGAGUUGUCAAAAGUUUUAAUUGAAGAAAACUUAUGUGAAAGCUAAAGUUGCACACAUAAAUAUUCGUUAUGCUAAUUGAAUUACAACUACUGUAACAACCAAUGCAUGUCUGUGCGAAAGUCCUAAAGGAGGAGGAUAAGUGACAACAAGAGAAAGGUGUUGAAAAAGAUAAUCCACUGGAACCUUAUAUCCGCAUGACCUAUAAAUACUCGAGUCAAUUUUCGUAUACCUCACAGUUCAAUUGUGUAACUGAAACUAUCGAAACAUGCAUAUUCAACGCCUUGCGAUUCUUCUGCUGAUGGUAACUGCUGCCCAGGCGAAUGCCAUUCAAAAAUCCAUACAACAUCCCAAAGAAAUAAAGCAGCAAGUGCAGCCGGAGCAGACGAAAAUUUCCAAUGAAGUGCCAGUUCUUGUUGAGCAAGGCAAUUCUAUUGUCAAACAGGAGUUGCCAAUAUCCCAGACAGUCUCUUCUGCUGCUAGACCCCAAAAGCUGAAUCCUAAGCCGCAAUCCAAUUUGAUCUCAGAAGAAACGGCGCCAGUUGAACGGAAACCUACUAAUACGGCUAUCAAGACUGAACAGCCUGCUGCCAAGGUACCAGAGAAGCAACCCAAUGUCAGUGUUAAGGAUGAAGUUGGAGUCCUUCCAUCUGUAGCAGAAAAAGCUGCGCCAGUUGAGCGGAAACCUACUAAUACGGCUAUUAAGACUGCACAGCCUGCUGUCAAGGAACAAGAGAAACAGCCAAAUGUUAAUGCUAAGGAUCAGCACAAACUACCUAAUAAUAUUCCUGUAGCACCUGCUGGUACAGUUGGAGCUUUGCCACCUGUAGCUUCUGUGCCUCUUACAGAUGUUGUGGCAUCUUCUGUCGCAGCAAAGCUUCCUGUGGUACCUGCAGCUCCUGUUGCAGUUAAAGCUCCAGAUGCACCUAAAGCCAAUGCGGCUGCGGCUAUUCAUGAACAGCCUGCAGCUCCUGUUGUAGUUAAAACUUCGGCAGCACUUAAUUCCCAUGUCGCUCCGGCUGUUCCUAAACAGCAACUCACCAAUGCGAUUCCAAAACUAGAGGUUAUGGUUGCAGUGGCACCUGAAGCUCCUACCUCUCUAGUUGUUGAUGCAGCUCCUGUAGCUCUCAAGGUUGAUGACGCUUCUAUCAUUCCUGUAGUCGAGGAACAGAAGAAGCUCAAUAAUGUGUUUUCCAAAGGACAAGCCUCACAUGUAGCUUCUGGUGUUACUGCAGGACUCGUGGCUAAGGAACAGCAGAAGUUACCCAGCGUGAUUUCGAGCAAACUAGCCUCUCCUGUAGUUUUCGUUUCCAAGGACCAGCAGAAAGAUUCCAGUGUUGUACCCACGCAAGUUGCGAAGGAAACCUUGACGCACGAUAAGCACGAGGAACAGCUUGUAUUGAAAGGCGAGCAAAAGCAGAUUCAGGGUGAAAAGUUUGAAAAUACUGACCAAAAAGUGGUGAGUCAAACUGGAGCUGAGGCACGUGUUGGCUUCCUCGACUCCUUCUACAUUAUUGACGAUAGUACGCUCAGCAAUGACAGCGAUUCAAAUACAAGCAAUGAUACUUCUUCAUCAACGCACAAGCAUACGCAUACACAUGAACAUAUCUACUAUAAACCAGCGUUAUUCCCGCUCCCACCGCCGCCUUUUGUUAGCUUUGUUUCAGAUUCGGCCAGCUCGUCAUCAAAUGGUUAUGGCAACAAGUACGGAAACAGCAAUAAGUACACCAACACUAGCGAUAAUACUAAUUAUUACUACAACAAAUAUGGCUCCUCAUCUUCUGGCAACAAAUACGGCUCCUCAUCUUCUGGCAGCAAGCCAGGCUAUUUUCCACUGCCACUGCUCCCCAUUCCCUUUUGGAAACCUGGCAGUGUCUUCUCGUCAAAUGAAAAGUAUAAUACCACUAGCAGUUCGGAUGAUCCAUUCUACAACUAUAAGCCAAAUUACUUCGAGAUUCCUUCAUUCUACAUUAACGAAAAGCGCGCUCACGAGGAUGCGGGAUCUUUUGGCAACCAGCAAGGUCUCGUGCUGAUUGGCCAUAUCUUCCUACAUAUAAAACCCCAGAGUGGCAAUGGACAAACAGCCGAUUUCAGCUCCGGUAACACUGCAUCCAAUUCACUCUUGGACAAUGACAAAACCAAGCCAACUACAGGCAAUGUUGUUAAGGACGACAGCUCGGCAAAAAUUGAAGAACCUCUUCACAACUCUCAACUACUGCUGCAACCUCUUGUCUAUCCUACGAACAACGAGAAUUCUGAAGGCAAUACCAAUCCUUUACCUAAUCAAAUCAACGAAAUCUAUAGGAGCUUACAUCUUGUACAUCCCACCACCCAACAACGCUCUCAAUCUCCAGAUGUUAGCGAAGAGGGCGCUGUUCUCUUUGCCGUGGAGAUACCGAAGCCCAUCUACCGCUUUUUCAAGUCCGUCUUUGGUGUCUUCUCUUAUUGAUAUAUAGUUUGCUAUAUCCAUAUAUGAAACAGCAACAAUUCAUUUCCAUAGAUCCUAAUUAGUAUUUAAAUUGAAAUUAAAUACACAUUUCCACGCAAAUGAAACAUGCAUAUUUCAUAG
Molecule: messenger RNA, 3151 nt
Organism: Drosophila sulfurigaster albostrigata
Lineage: Eukaryota; Metazoa; Arthropoda; Insecta; Diptera; Drosophilidae
Exons: 3
Coding region: 851-3031 (726 amino acids)
Source: RefSeq, a predicted model, not a curated record